This is a messenger RNA of Drosophila virilis, 3021 nucleotides long. RefSeq names its product eyegone (gene eyg). The record is from RefSeq and is a predicted model, not a curated record. Gene Ontology annotation, molecular function: RNA polymerase II cis-regulatory region sequence-specific DNA binding; DNA-binding transcription factor activity, RNA polymerase II-specific. NCBI's taxonomy places the organism in Eukaryota, Metazoa, Arthropoda, Insecta, Diptera, Drosophilidae. Gene Ontology annotation, biological process: anatomical structure development; regulation of transcription by RNA polymerase II.
GUUGUUUAUACGCUCGGACGCAGUCAUGAGCGCGUUGGCCACUGCCUACUUGGCGCGUUCGGUGUAACGUGCCGUUGUUGGAGUGAGGGGGAGAGGCAUGUAAUUGCUGGGAUUGUGUGUGCGCGCGCUAGUGUGCAUGACAUGUUGCCGUCCCGCUCGCACGCUAGCGGCUCAUCUGACAACGGCCGCCAUUAUGAAUGUGCGCCGAAGUUGAAAAACCGGUUGGCGCGGCGAAAAGCACUCAAACAUUGAGUGAAACGCGAAUUGAGUGGAGCCGUCGCCAGCAGCAGCAGCAGCGGCGGCAGCAGCAGCGGCGGCGGCAGCCAGUUCCAGGUGAAAUUCAAGCCACUUGCGGCUGGCACUCAGUGUGCUGAGAGCGGCUUUCACGUGAACAACGUUCAAACGGAACAACGUCGAUUAGGCAAACGUAGCAAAGCAAUUUUCUGAAGCCAUCAUUCGGUUUGGGCAAUGUGCGCGGGUGCAGUGAGGAGCACGUUAUGAAUUUAAUUGGCCGCAUUGCGUUUCCGUUUGCCACCGAGUCUGUCUGUCUGCCAUGCCCACAGAUUUGCUCCACAAUCAAUAAUUGCGCCGCGACUGUGCCAGUGACUGUGCCCGUGACUGUGCCUGUGACUGUGACUGUGACUGUGCUACUUAGUGCUGUGUAGUAAAAACUCUUGAACUGUUCCAAGCACAUCAAAGCAUCGUUUCGUAGCCCGGCGACCAAACGCUGCUGACAUGUUGAUUGAGCCGAGCUUGAACCGUGAUUUUGGCUCGCUAACUGCUGCAGGUUCUGGCAUUGCGACCGCACACUGGAAAAUGGAGCCACAUCCCCAACGAUUGCCAUCGCUGGCAGCGCACGCAUCCAGUGUGGCGUCGGCAUCACCAACAGCGGCAACGACAACAACCGCGCCAACAACUGUGCAAAUACCGCCAGGUUUCGGUGCUGGCAACGGUGGGCCAACGGCGGCAACAGCUGCUGCCGCCGCAGCAGCAGCAGCAGCGGCAACUGGCAGCACGCUCGGCGCUUUGAUGUCGCAGCAUCGCCUAUUGGAGUUCUCCCGCUUUGGCGGCCUGCGCGGCUACGAUAUAGCCCAACACAUGCUCACCCAGCAGGGCGCUGUCUCCAAGCUGUUAGGCUCGCUGCGACCACCUGGUCUAAUUGGUGGCUCCAAGCCAAAAGUGGCCACGCCAACGGUCGUCUCCAAAAUUGAGCAGUACAAGCGCGAGAAUCCAACGAUAUUCGCCUGGGAGAUACGCGAGCGCUUAAUCUCCGAAGGUGUUUGCACCAACGCGACUGCGCCCUCGGUGAGCAGCAUCAAUCGCAUCCUGCGUAAUCGCGCCGCGGAGCGUGUGGCCAGCGAGUUUGCGCGCACAGCUGCCUAUGGGCUGUAUCCGCCACCACCGCAUCCGUAUGGCAGCUUUACGUGGCAUCCGGGCAAUGUGCCCGGCGGUUCGCCUGUGCCGCCGCCACCUUCUGCCCUCUGGCCAGUGGCUGCGCCCACGCUGGCCAAUCUGCCGCCCAGUGCGGGCAGUGCCACGCCGGGCAGCCUGAGCUUGAGCAGCGCCAAUCUGCUGGGCAGUCCAGCUGGCGGCGGUGCGCCCAUGAAUCGCGCCAUCUCACCUGGCUCGGGCAGCCACGAAACCUUGGAGUCGGCGGAUGAGAAUCGGCAAAUCGAUUCGGACUAUCUGGAUGACGAUGAUGAGCCCAAGUUUCGACGCAAUCGCACCACCUUCAGUCCGGAGCAGCUGGAGGAGCUGGAGAAGGAGUUCGACAAGAGCCACUAUCCGUGCGUAAGCACACGGGAGCGUCUCUCCAGUCGCACCAGCCUGAGCGAGGCGCGGGUGCAGGUUUGGUUCUCGAACCGACGCGCGAAAUGGCGUCGCCAUCAGCGAAUGAAUCUGCUCAAGCGGCAGCGCUCCAGUCCCGCCAAUCCCAUACACUCGCAGCAGUCGAACGACGGGCCGGCCAACAGCUCCCCCACGCCCAGCACGCACAGCAAUGCAUCCGCGCCGACCACCCCGCACGCCCAUCCGUCGGUACUGUGCGCGGACUCACCGCUGGGAGCGGCGCAGUCGCCGCCCUCCGUCAUGAUGCAUCCGCUGCAUGCGCUACCGCCGGGCCCGCCCGGUCACCACCAUCACUUGCCCACGCAUCCCGCAGCCCUGCAGCUCUUCAGUCAUUACCAUCAGCAGCAGCAGCAACAGCAGCAGCAGCAGCAACAACAUUCGCCCACAUCGGGUGGCGUCUGUGGCAGCCCAACGUCCAGUCUGUCGAUGGGCGGAGAGCGGAGCGCGUUCCGCAGUCUGGUGGGCUCGCCCUCAGCGGCAGCCUUUGCCUUGGGCCUGGCGCGUCAGUAUGCAGUCGCCGCCUCCCUGACCGUGGCCGAGGAGCAGCGCUCGCGGAUGCACUAUGUCGGUGGAGAGUGUGCGAAUGCGGCAGCUAGUGCCACGGUGAACGUGGACAAUUCGUCGUCGGACUCCGAUGAGGAAAUCAAUGUGCACGACGACUCCGAUGCUGAAAUUGAGUCGCCAGUGGCAAAGGUGGGCCGCCUGUCAUCCUCCGAUGCACCCACAACGCUGCAGCUCCUAAAGCAUGACCGGUAGGGGCCAGCUAGCGACAUGUCGGUAGAUUCUAAUUGAAAACUUGAGUUGUGUGCGCGCUUGUGAUUGACAGCGACAGUGCCCCGCGCUCCGUCCCCGCCCCCCUUGGCUCCACGCCGGCGCAGGGCGGAGGCGGUAACAUUCAUGUUGUGCUCCGUAACUUGAGACUGGGCGACGCUGGCGACAAAAAAAAAGUAAAAAAAAAAAAAUAUAUAAAAACAAAUCGAAAACCAAAGUUAAAAUGCUGCUCACCCACUUGGCUGCGGAUCGGGCUGCAGCUACGAGCUGUAUUAAGUUGUGCGGCAAGCUGUAAUUGCAACAUGCGGCAGCUACCUGUGCGCGUGUGUCUGUGUGCGUGUGUGUGUGUGUGUGUGUGUGUGGACAUGCCUAAAAUUAAACUCAAAUUGUAACUAAUACGUA